AUGGGGUCUCCAUCGAUUGCCUGCAUAGGCAUAAUUGGAAAGCAGAACAAUCUGCUUCACAUGUCACUCUUCGAGCCACAUGUAGAUGAUCAGCUCGAGUUCUCAUUUAUCUUGAAUUCAAGCCUGGAUAUAUUUGAUAUGCGGCAACAGCAUACCUCCGUGGACCAGGACCUGGGUCUCCUUCACGCCUUGGAUGAAAGGCUCUCUGUCUACGGAUGGUUAACCAACACGGGGAUCAAGUUUGUGAUUGUCGUGGACCAAGAAGGGAGAACUUCAGCGCCUUCCGUGGAGCGGGAAAGAUCUCUACCGGUUGUUGGUCUACGGGAUUCUGAUUUAAAACCCGCAUUCCGAGCAUUGCAAACCGCAUAUGUAAAGUUAUUACAGAAUCCUUUUUACAACCCAGACGAGAAUAUUCUGGGAAGUGAUAGUCAGACAGAGUCGAAGCGGAAGGGGAUUGCUAGCCGCCAAUUUGUCGAAGAGGUCAACCGGAUUGGCAGUACUUGGGCUCCGGGGAUAACUGGCCUUUAA
Messenger RNA from Microsporum canis CBS 113480, 528 nucleotides. RefSeq lists its product as hypothetical. The coding region runs from base 1 to 528 and encodes 175 amino acids. The transcript is spliced from 3 exons. Gene Ontology annotation, biological process: endoplasmic reticulum to Golgi vesicle-mediated transport. Gene Ontology annotation, cellular component: cytoplasm; TRAPP complex; nucleus. The record is from RefSeq and is a predicted model, not a curated record. NCBI's taxonomy places the organism in Eukaryota, Fungi, Ascomycota, Eurotiomycetes, Onygenales, Arthrodermataceae.